CCCACCCUUUCUCGGUCCGAUCAAAUCUCACGCCAAAACAAAUCUCACGCGAACCAACCACCGCAAUUUCUCGUGCAAUCACCGCAAUUUCAUCGCAUGCUCCGCCCCUCCUCCCCCGCAGCUUUCCAAUCUGUAGAUCCGGCAGCGCGCGGAACCAUGGCGUUGCAGCAGCAGCACAACCUUCCUCGCGCAGCUACUGCAGCGCAAGGGAUGCGCUGCCUCCCCUCCACCGCAGCUGCAUUCAUCCUAGCAAAUCCGGCGGCGCGCGGCGCCAUGGCUCAGCGACAACAGAGCCUUCCUCCCCCAAGCACUGCAGCGCAAGGAAAGCACCGCCGCUCAUCCGCUACAGCGUCUCGGCCGGCAGGUUCGGCGGCGCGCGGCACCACGGAGUUCGACUACUUCGUCGUCAUCGACUUCGAGGCCACCUGCGAGCGAGAUUCAAGAAUCUACCCGCAGGAAAUUAUCGAGUUUCCUGCGGUCCUCGUCGACGCCGCCAACGGAGGCCUCGUCUCAUCAUUCCGCACAUACGUGAGGCCUCGGCACCACCCGUGCCUCAGCGAAUUCUGCUCCGAGCUGACGGGAAUCCGGCAAGACCAGGUCGACGGCGGCGUGGAUCUUGAGCAGGCGCUGGCGAUGCACGACGCGUGGCUGAAGGAGGCGGGCGCCGCCAAGAACCGCCUCGCCGUCGUCACUUGGGGCGAUUGGGACUGCCGCACAAUGCUUGAGUUUGAAUGCAGCUUCAAGGGCCUCGCCAAGCCAUCCUAUUUCAACCAGUGGGUCAACCUCAGGAUCCCCUUCGAGGCAGUCUUCGGCGCUGGGCGGCGCAACCUUCAGGAGGCAGUCGCGGAGGCAGGUCUGAAGUGGAACGGCCGCCUCCACUGCGGGCUCGACGAUGCCCGCAACACGGCGUGCCUCCUCGCAGAGCUGAUGCGGCGAGGAGUGACCAUCUCUAUCACCGGGUCUCUGGCGCCACCAUCGCAGCCAGAGCCAGAACAGCAGCCGCAGCCACAACUUCAGCCGCAGCCACAAAUUCAGCCACAGCAGCCUCCAGUCAAUCAUAGCUUAAGCUCGUGCUUCAGUGGCGCUGGUGCUGCAGACUGCUACUGCUACUGCGGCAUGGCUAUCCGAAGAGGGGUGAUGGUGACACCGGGGCCAAUGCAAGGGCAUUGCUUCUUCAUCUGUGGCAAUUGGACACCAUAUUUGGGGCCGGUGUGCCCUUUCUUUGUUUGGGCAGCCUGAUUGCCGGCCGUCCGGACUCCACGGCGUCUUCGUCAAUCUUCAUUAAGGUCAGCUUUUCUACGUACUUCUCCUACACAUAAUCAUAGAGUUCAUGCAUAGUUAGUGUUCAGCUAGGUAGGUACUGCGCUUGCUCAAGAGUUCAUGGUGCUCUGUGAAUCUGGCUUUAUUUACUUACACAAGUUAUUCAUAGUUUGUUUGUUUCACAAUAUUACCUUUUUGCUCAAAUCACUUUAUUAACAAGUCUUUUUUUUAAUCAAUUUCAUGUCUCCCUAUCGCUGAUGAGAUCAAACUGUGGGUUACUUCCUCCUGUUCAGAUGCAUCGUCAACCAUGAAAAGCUAAGUUUCUGAUAUCUGCCCCUUGCCCAAUUCAAUCUAUAUCUUUCUAUCUUGUUUCCUCUUUUGCAACCUUGAAUCUGCAAUUCUUUAGCCAUUCGGUAUCAUUUUCAUUCAUGCCUCCCCAGGGUAUAUGUUUGCGCCUGCAUAUUCAGCUGUAGAUAAUUAUCUCAAUAUCUUCUUUUAGGUAGCUUAGUGCUAUUACAUGUAAUUUUUUCACUUACCUCACCAUUUACUGCACCAUCCAUCUUCCAUUGUGUUAUUACAUUAUAAUUUGCAGUAGGCUACUCAUCGAAUAUUCGAAUGCAUAUCUGUCUCCUCUCUUUGCAGUAGGCCAUUCAUAUCCAGUCUCAAUUACAUGUUAUUACUAAUCAUUCUGAUACUAGUGAUUCUUUAUCCUUAAUUAUAGUUGCUACUAAUUAAUUUUAUUAUGCAUGUAUGAUGGCUGUCAUUUAGCUAAUGUUCAUUUGCCUGGGAUCACAGACCACCAUUCUUUCUAGAGUUCUGUUUUCCUAUAUAAUAGCAGAAUUUACAGUUGCUAAUCAUUGAUUAGGCAGUUCAAAUUUGUAUAAUCUGCAUCUAAGAUCGCAGUCAUUUAGCAAAUAUGUUCAAUUUGGUCGGGAUCACAGUACUGCCAUUCUUUUUAGAGUUCUGUAUUCCUACAUAGUAGCCUACAUAGCCUAUUACACUAAUCAAAUUGUCAAUUUCUUUUACAUCUACUUUUUACUAAUCAGAUCUACAGCUCAUGUGGUUGGUCUGGUCAUAAUUUGAAACAAAAGUGUCUACUUUUUAUGGCUAUGUAUAUCAAUUCCUGUCCUUUUGUAUUAAUGUACUGCAAGUCACUGCCAGUCUUUUUGUUUGUAUUAUCAGCACAACGUCUUUUUAGCCCACAAAUUUAUAUUUCCCCCCUUUUUUUACAGAUGAUACCCUACUACAAAGCUCGUCAAUGUGAUACCCUACAUGCUACUUGGCAUAUAUCCAGGAGGGACGUCAGGAUCGCCUUGUGAUCGCAACGGUGUUAACAAUGGUUGCUUCCAGCUGCGUGAUGCUGACUGUAUGGGCCCUUGAGAAGGUUUUCAUUCAGCUGAUAAUGUCGUGGCACAGCAAGCCAAGCGUUGACUUACUUCUGUUAUUCGCAUAUAUGCACAUCUAUAUUCUGUAAUGUUCAAGAAGUUUGAUAUGUCAUUGUCACCUAUAAAAUUUGCAGUCUGUACACAGUGUUGAGUCCGUACUGUGUAAAUUUGAAAUCUGCAGUUUUUGUGGACAUCUGGAAUUUUGUAUUGAAUUGGAUACUUUUCGCUUUUGUUUGACUGA
This is a messenger RNA of Panicum virgatum (switchgrass), 2886 nucleotides long. RefSeq names its product ERI1 exoribonuclease 2-like. Lineage: Eukaryota; Viridiplantae; Streptophyta; Magnoliopsida; Poales; Poaceae. The coding region runs from base 97 to 1239 and encodes 380 amino acids. Gene Ontology annotation, biological process: exonucleolytic trimming to generate mature 3'-end of 5.8S rRNA from tricistronic rRNA transcript (SSU-rRNA, 5.8S rRNA, LSU-rRNA). The record is from RefSeq and is a predicted model, not a curated record. Gene Ontology annotation, molecular function: nucleic acid binding; 3'-5'-RNA exonuclease activity. The transcript has a single exon.